UUUUCACAACAAAUGAUCUUGUAGGUUAAACAGAAUGAAAAUUAUGUUUGAUUGGAAUUUGAUAUUUUUGUUAUGGUAACGUUAAUUACGAAUUGUAUGAAAUAAAAUUUACCGGUAACAUUUUACUCUUAAUUUCUUUAUAGAUAAUUAGUUUUUAACAUACGCCAUGAAUGAUACUAUAUCAGAUCAAGAGCUGCGCCAACGUUUAGCAUCAUUUAAUGCUGUAGUUCCACCAGUUACUGCUUCAACUAGAAAACUUUUGCUAAAAAAACUUGCAGAUCUUGAAGGUAAUAGAUCGAAAGACAAUGCAGAAACAAGUAAAAUGCCUCCUCCUAAGCAAAAACCCAAAACAACUAAUGGAACAAAUGAAUCCAUUAUGAUAUCUUCUUCCGGUAAUAGACCUUCUCAAUACACAACAUUUGAUAACACUGAUAGUCCUAAAAAAAGUCCACGACGACGUCGUCAGUAUCGUGCUGCUGAUCCUUUUGACACUGGAUCUGACUCUGAUAUUGAUAAUGCUUCCCUUGGCAGAUCUGUACUAGCUACUAGUCCUAAUUUACCUAGUUCAUCGCCUAAAACACAUGAAACUUCAUUAAUGAAUGUUUCUAAUUGGAAUGCUGUGAGUGGAGAUGAAGAUCAAAGUAUAUUCUCUUCUCCUGAUACCAAAAAAAUUCCAAGUAAAACUAGUAAUUUACAAAAUAAUAAAAAAAUCCUUGGAAUUUUUGAUACUGGCGUAAAUAUAAGUCCAAGAGAACCUGUUAUAAGAAGACCUCGUUCAGGACCUGUGACUGAAACUCCUCAUGCAGAUCAAGCUAUUCAACGAUGGAAAGAAAAAAUGAUGAAUCAGUCUUAUAAUAAAACUGACAUAUCAAAUACUUCACAAUUCGACAUGCCAUCUCCAAUUUCGCCAAUUUACACUCAAAAUUCAAGGAGAUAUAUUCAACCAAUUCAACAGAGACCUCAUAGUAAUAGCUAUACAAGAAAUACACAAUAUAUUAUCUUUAUAGUAAUAUCAUUCUUUGUGAUCAUUUUUGGUUUAUAUUUUACUUCAAUACAAUCAAAUUCAAUUGUAUUGCCAUCUGGUAUAUUAAAUUCAUUAUGUGCUAAGAAAAAUCUUCAAGGAUAUGAUUGUAAUGCAGAACAAGAGAAAAUUAAAACUUUGUACAAUAAUUUGAUAUCACAAGUUACUAAUAGAUAUAUAAAAAACAAAUGUGAAAAUCCAGAUAUUGAUCCUACUUUAGAUACACAAACUGUCUAUGAACAUAUUGCUACUCAUGAAACCAUACCUGCACGUGAAAUAGAAGAAUUAUUAGAACUUUUCAAGAGUAUAGCAAAAACUAAUAAUGACUCUCCAAUUGGUUUUGAUACAAAAUUUAAAAUGAAUGAUACACCCAAUGUUCCAUUUUUUUGUGCAGUCAAAAACAUAUUUGCAAAUAUGUUUUAUUUUAUUGUCUGGUUGGGAAUAGUUGGCCUUUCUGUUCUUGGGGUCUAUUUUGGAAUAUGCUACUUUACUACAAAAAGUGAAAAACACAAAAAAGAAGUUAAUACAUUAGUUGAAAAAAUUAUUAAUUUGCUGAAAGCACAAGCUCAAAAUCAUCCUAAUGAACCUUACUUAGCAAUUAUUCACAUUCGAGAUCAAUUAAUCCCACCAAUUGAAAGACAAGAGAAAUCAAAAAUUUGGGCAGAAGUUGAACAAUAUUUUACUGAAUCUGAGUCUAGAAUAAGGUCUGAAAUUCAGCAAAUUAAUGGAGAAGAUUUUCAAAUAUGGAGAUGGAUACAACCUGUAUCUCCAGGCACAGCAAAACAAAUUUGGCAAGGCCAAGCAUUUGAAACCAAUGAGGGUAGUAUGAAUUCUCCACAGCCAAGUCCUACAUCCUGUUUAAAGAUACGUCAUAUGUUUGGACCUGAUUCUAUGACUAAUAUUGAUUGUGAAACCCGUGUUAAAGAUGCUAUUUUAGAAAAAUGUGAAGGUGUAGAAUUAUUACAUCUCUCUGUAGAUUGCAGUAGUCAAGAGGGAUGUGUUUAUGUUAAAUGUUCUUCGCCAACAGAAGCUGGAAAAGCUUAUAGACAGCUACAUGGUUUCUGGUAUGAUGGUAAACUAGUAACUGUUAAAUUUUUGCGAUUGGAACGUUAUCAUCAAAGAUUUCCUGAUGCUAUCAAUAAAACUGUUCCUUUAAGGCCAUCAAAUAACGAAAGGCGUUCAUUGCAAUAGAGUACUAGUGGAAAUUACUGUUUAAUGUCACUAACAUGGUUGUUCAAAUUUUUAAAUAUACCAUUUAAAAUUACAAAAAUUCUGCUAGUACUUCAAUUUAUUUAUUAUUAUUUCUACAAAUAACACUCUUAUGACUUGCUAUUAUGUAAUGUUGUUUAUAACUCUUUUUUAUUAUUAUAAUUUCUAUUUUAAUCUUAUUACUUCAACUCUUAAUUAUUUUAAGUUAUUGGAAAAACUUGUAAUUAUUAUUUUGUAUUUAGGUUAAUAUUUAUCAGUAACAAUGGUUAAUAACUAUGUUUUACUCCUAAUUUAAUUAGCUACAUUUUUUAUAUGUAAAUGUUUAGUUAUUUAAAUAAAUUAAUGGUUAUUGAUACAA
Molecule: messenger RNA, 2588 nt
Organism: Daktulosphaira vitifoliae (grape phylloxera)
Lineage: Eukaryota; Metazoa; Arthropoda; Insecta; Hemiptera; Phylloxeridae
Gene: MAN1
Product: inner nuclear membrane protein Man1
Exons: 11
Coding region: 167-2212 (681 amino acids)
Biological process (GO): nuclear envelope organization; negative regulation of BMP signaling pathway
Cellular component (GO): nuclear inner membrane
Molecular function (GO): chromatin DNA binding
Source: RefSeq, a predicted model, not a curated record